AUGGCAUCCAACAACACCGUCCUCACCCUCCGCAAAGUCAUCACCUCCGAAUCGGAACCUCUAGCCCGCCGAUUCCGCGCCCUUUUCUCCCUCAAGCACCUUGCCUGCUUGCAGCCCCCGACGGAGCAGACAUUGCCCGCGAUCGAAGCUAUCGCGGCUGCUCUCAGCUCUUCCUCAUCCGAAUUGCUCAAGCACGAGCUUGCAUACUGUCUAGGCCAGACCCGUAACCCGGACUCCGUGUCGUACCUCCAGGAUGCGGUGAGGAAUACGAAGGAGGAUGCGAUGUGUCGCCAUGAGGCCGCGGAGGCUCUUGGUGCGCUGGGAUUUACUAGCAGCCUGGAGUUGCUGCAGAAAGUGAGGGAUGACGAGAAUGAAUUGGAUAUCAUGCGCGAGACGUGUGAUAUUGCGGUGGACAGAAUUCUCUGGGAGAACUCCGAGGAGAGAAAGGCCGAGAAGUUGAAGCCUAGCGACUUCUCGUCUAUCGAUCCUGCCCCGCCGCUUCCCUUGAUCUCGAGCCAACCCUCGAUUUCCGACUUGGAAAAGACACUGCUUGAUACACAACUCCCUCUGUUCCAGAGAUACCGUGCCAUGUUUGCCCUGCGUGAUCUCGCUUCGCCUCCUGAUCUCCCUACAGCGCCGGCCGCUGUUGAUGGUUUGGCCAAGGGCCUGAAGGACCCUUCUGCGCUGUUCCGUCACGAGAUCGCAUUCGUUUUUGGUCAGCUCUGCCACCCGGCGUCUGUUCCUAGCCUCACGGAAACCCUCAGCGACCAGCAGGAAAUUGGCAUGGUGCGCCACGAAGCUGCCGAGGCUCUCGGGAGCUUGGGAGAUGUCGAGGGUGUCGAGGAGACACUGAAGAAGUUCUUGAAUGACCCGGAGCAAGUCGUCAGAGAAAGUAUCCAGGUAGCUCUUGACAUGGCUGAAUAUGAGAAGAACGGGGAAAUUCAGUAUGCGCUGGUGCCGGACGAGGCAGCCCCCGCUGCUGUACCUGCUGCUUGA
Molecule: messenger RNA, 996 nt
Organism: Aspergillus chevalieri
Lineage: Eukaryota; Fungi; Ascomycota; Eurotiomycetes; Eurotiales; Aspergillaceae
Gene: LIA1
Product: deoxyhypusine monooxygenase
Exons: 2
Coding region: 1-996 (331 amino acids)
Biological process (GO): peptidyl-hypusine biosynthetic process
Molecular function (GO): deoxyhypusine monooxygenase activity
Source: RefSeq, a predicted model, not a curated record